This is a messenger RNA of Cladocopium goreaui, 3733 nucleotides long. NCBI's taxonomy places the organism in Eukaryota, Dinophyceae, Suessiales, Symbiodiniaceae. The record is from the annotation of a GenBank genome assembly.
GCUCAAUUCACGUUCAAUGCAUGCCGCUGAUGUGGCAUGUCAUGGCAGCAUGUGUGAGCCGCUGUGGCAAGACCAGCCGAAUUCAUCAAGUGCUUCGAACGGUCCGAAUAGAACGAAAGAAUUGACCGGAGCUCAACUGGAAGUUGCAAAGGAAGGCCUUCUCCACCAGCUCUCGGAUCAGAUCAGUGUAGCCCUGCACGAGCAUGCAGCAAAGCUGCAUGAACAACUGAAAUCGUUGCUGGCAGUUCAGGAGCAGCGUGCUAGACAUGCAGAGACAGCCAUUGAGUCAAUCUUCAGGGAUGCCGUGGCGUGUCCUUUCAGUGCGCUGGAGUUUGGACUUCCAGGUGAGGUGGAGGAGACUUGGGCAGAGCACACCAAGCCAGAAGCAAAAGUUGCAGAGCCACCUUUGGCCCUUGAGCCGCCUCCUCCGUGUGAGGAGUUCAGGGUUUUGCUUCAGGGCGAGGCAACCGUGCGAGCGGAAUUUCAAGAGGCCUCAGGGUCAGAUCCUGUAAACUCAGAUGCUAACGCUAACCUCAUUGCGAUCCUGGGUGCAAUACCUGGCCUCAUCCAGUCAUCGCUGGCAGUUCAAGAGCAGUGGCACUAUGACUGCUUGCGGAAAUGGACGUCGCGCCAAGAAAGCAAACAACAAGAGGCACGCGCACGGCUUGAAGACCUCCUUCGCAAGUACCGGCAUGGUGAUAGAAAACCAGCUGGAAGGAAUGUAAGAGGUCAAGGCAUACCUCACUUGAACACGGCCGAUACAAUAUCGACUCCUCCGGAAAUGAUGAGUGAGGUGGUGCAGUUUACUCCAAACCCAACGCCAAAGGCAGCGGAAGCAGCGGUAGAAGACAUUGUGACAGCCAAAGAGACGCUGGCCAUUUCGCAGGCUACUACCACUGGCAAUGAGGAAGAACGAAGAUGGAUUUGGUAUCCAGCUUUGAACCCACCGAAUUGGCGCCGGAGUGGCUUCCUUCUCCUUGAAGAUUCCAAUCACUACAUUCUCGGACGGAUAAUCUCAGGAUUCAUGGUUGCUGUCAUCAUGGUGAGUACUGUGUCCUUCGUCAUAGAGACUUUGCCGAACUUCAAGGAUCGACCACAGCGUUGUCAAGAGCUGCUGGCAGCUGGUGCGGCGCUCACAGUUAAAGCGUGUGAGCCCGUGCCGCGGCCGAUUUUCUCUACGCUGGAAGCUAUUUGCAUCGCAAUUUUUUCGCUUGAGUAUGCUCUGCGAUUGGCGCUUUGCCACACUGAUGCCCGGUAUGGGAGUAGCUACAUUUCGCGGACAUUCCACUACGCGAUACAGCCUCUGAAUGUUGUUGACGUGAUCGCUGUCCUGCCUUUCUACUUGAAGCUGGCACUUGAAUUUAGCGAAAUUGGAGUUUUUGGUAUGCUGAGAUUAAUGCGUGUCUUUCGACUACUGAAGCUGGCGAAACAUCACAAAGGCACGGAGGGGACAUGGCACAGCCACUUUGCAACUCUUGCCAUUCGAGUCGCGGUGUGGCCCUGUUUGAUGCAGUCUCCUGACAGCAUUUAUCGGUGGCAUCAGUGCCUUUGGUUCUCCUGCUUUGGAAGCCUAGCAACAUUUACCAUCUUGGCUGCUUGUGAAAAAGAUCUCGAGCGUUUUGGAGGUGGUGAAGGGGAAUUUCUACCAGGGACUGCAACAGCAGCUUCAACCGAUGGGAACACUGCUUCAUCGAAUCACAUGGCCACACUGGUGCCAACAUUCGAUCCGUCAAAGGAUGACUUAGAACAGUAUACGCAAAAGGUAGAACUGCUUAGUGAGAUUUGGCCUGCAACAAAAAUCAAUGAGUUGAUUACUCGCCUCAUCUUGAACACAAGUGGAACUGCUUUUCAGAAACUUCAGCUGAACAAUCCCCGGUGGAUGAUGACAAAUGACAAGAAAGGAGUGCAACUACUGGUCCAGCUCCUUGGCGGCCAGUGGGGAAAAGUCAAUUUGGAGAAAAAGUAUGACAUCGUGGAGAGAGCACUUUUCCGUUGCCUUCAGAAACAAGAUGAAUCCAACGAUUCUUUCCUAGCCCGUUGUGACGUUGUUUGGUCUGAACUUCUAGCCAAGAAGGUGCAGUUGGAAGAAAUCCAAUCGUACAUACUCAGAGGGUCUCGUUUGAGCACAGAGAAUAAGAAACGUGUCAUUGUUGAGAGUGAAUCAUCGUCAAGUGGAGUUUUGAACAUGGAGAAGGUCACACAAUCUGUUCGCAUGCUUGGUACUUCAUUUUUCAAUGAGAUGAUUGGUCAAAAGGUCUCCAAGGGCAAGAUUUAUGAAUCCCAAGUGAUGCUAACUGAAGAUCAAGAUGACUUUCAACAUGAUGAGUCUGCAGACGUAGCUGAUGAAUAUACCGAGGAUGAGUUUGUAGGUCAGUUACUGCAAGAUGAUGAGGAAGAUGCAGCCUUGAUUGCCGAUUAUGAAUCGAGGGCCGCAGAUGUACUGCAAGGAGACAGUGACCUUGCUGCCACAUACAACGCAUACGCAGAUGCCAGGAAUGAACGAAUCACAGAGCAACCUGAGAGCCGUUUUGUGGCAUCCGUGAGAGAGCAGCCAGCAGUAGCAUAUUUUUCCACGUAUGGCACUUGUGGCAUACUUGACACAGGUCUGGGUCUCAAGAUUGCAAUCGUGCCUGGCGAAACACCGCUGCUGCUGUCCAACACACUCCUGAGGACUCUCAAAGCCAGUUUGAACAGCGAGCAUCACACGUUGUCCAGUCCUUUGUUGAACCAGGAGAGCCAUGGCAUGGUGCCUCUGAAGAACCCCGAAGAUCUGCAAGGGGUGAUGUUGCCUCGAUCCAAAUGCAUGCCCAAGAGCAAGGCCAUGCCGGCACAUCAAGUGCCUGUGGAGGUGAUCCAGGAGAUUGUGGAUCCCAGCGACCCGUGGGAUGUCAUGGACUACACAGCACUGCAACAGGACCAGACCAACGAGAUGAUCGAGGCACUCCAAGCUCGAGUACUGAACAUGGAAGGUGCCAUCAGCGAGAUCUUAGGAGCCAAGAGAAGAUCCGUUUCUGCCGGUGUCCAAAGUGCCAAACGAGCAAAACUGAAAGAGGGUAGCAUCAAAAGCUCACUAACUGGCGAUGAUGAACUACCCACACAUGCCAAAGCAUGUGAGGAGACGUCCGAGGGCUUACGUUUCCGGGAGAUGUUAGCUCGCCGAGAAACAGCUCGCCGAGCUUUUCACUCAGCUGAUAAUGACAUGUCUCUUCGCAGGGCCGCCUUACGUCGUGAGAGGCCACACAGGGGUUCGUAUGAAGCUGGAGAGUGGGUCAUGGUGUGGAAAGUGGUUUCCAACCAAGGAUCCUGGUAUGGCCCCGCAAAAGUCAUCCAACAGGAUGGUUCCAACGCAGUGUUUUGCAACAAUAUGGGAUCCAUCCUCAAAGCAGCACCCGAGCAUGUCAGACCUGUCAGCGCCGUAGAAGCUCGCCUGAUCCCCCUGGAUCAAAUUGCCGGUGACAACGAGCCGAGAAGUGAACACCGUGAUAUCCCAACCAUGGACAGAAAUGCCACUGAACCAAUCAUCCCAGAAAGCAGCAACCCCAAUAAUAAUCCCAUCACAAACAAUAACCCAGUACCCACUAAUCCCAGUGGAAUAAUCCCUAACGAUACCAAUAGUCCACCUCAAAGAACCCCAAGUCAGAGCUCAGCAGAUCAACCUGACCAAGAACCUGAAAAUGCCGAAACACCAAGAGAGACUGAAAACGACACCACCAUCCCAGAACUAGACCCUUGA